CCGUUGAAAAAAAAAGUGACUAGUUGCCCAAUUUUCCGGACCAUUGCGUGCCGAUCCGAAUCCGCCCGUUUCUCUAUUACCCGAGCUGAGGGGCAGACAAAUUGGGUGCUACGAGUAUACUAAUAAUACAAACAGAAAAAUGUGGAAAGACAGAGGACCAGGAGUGAAGAUCCUAUGGCUUUGGGCUAUUGGAACUGCUGGAAUUCUAGUAACAAGCGUAGUGAGGACCAGACUGCGGGAUAUGGAGGAGUUUAUGAACGCUCAGCAACAAACGCCUGGGCCUAUUGAUUCACCUGCAAUAAGCGACAAUGAUGAUCAUCAAUCAUUGAAUUCCGAGGAUUUCAUUCGGGAGGACAGAGGGUGAAUAAUAGUCUUGUAUGCUAUGUGUUUGAUGAAUUGUCUGAAUGGUGAUUUUAGUUAUUCCUUUACAGAAUUUGGAAUUAUUCGACUCUUUUCUGGUUUUUCCUUUUAAAGUUUUUAAUCAAUUUGCAAGGUUCAUCAUAUGUUUGAAAGCAUAAUUUCAUACAUAUACCCUUUUAAUGGUAUCCGUGCGCUCAAACUUUGAGUUUGCACGAGUAGAUAUUUAAACUUGUAUAAAAUUAAAUAAAUAGACAUAUUUGUCAUA
This is a messenger RNA of Solanum lycopersicum (tomato), 625 nucleotides long. NCBI's taxonomy places the organism in Eukaryota, Viridiplantae, Streptophyta, Magnoliopsida, Solanales, Solanaceae. The record is from RefSeq and is a predicted model, not a curated record.